Molecule: messenger RNA, 3587 nt
Organism: Drosophila bipectinata
Lineage: Eukaryota; Metazoa; Arthropoda; Insecta; Diptera; Drosophilidae
Gene: aPKC
Product: protein kinase C iota type
Biological process (GO): protein phosphorylation; establishment or maintenance of cell polarity
Cellular component (GO): cytoplasm; nucleus
Molecular function (GO): ATP binding; protein binding; protein serine/threonine kinase activity
Source: RefSeq, a predicted model, not a curated record
CGCUCGCCUGUGUGGAAGUGCCGUUACGGAACUCCGGGACAAACGAAAAAACAGUAAAACAGUCGCGUCGCACACACAAACACACGCACACAUACUGGCACAAUGUAUAUAAUUAUAUAUAUAUACUAAUACAUGAUUUGCACAAAAAUACGUAUACGACACGUAGCCAACGGGUGAAUAACGCGUUCCAACGGUGUGAAUUCAAAUCCAAUAACGGCAAAGAAAAUCCCAUAUUCCAGCCCACUCCCGGUGCCCCACGGUGCUUCCCGUUUGCUGAGCCCGAGUUGCGGUGACUCUGCCGGCUUAUGCAAAUUUUGUGAAAACCAUUCGUAGAACCAAGUCAAGUGCAAAGAAACUAAAAACAAAGAAACUCUUAACCAAAUCAACAAAAGCGAAAGCUCAAUCGAUUCCCGACGCGGCGCAAAGUUCAAAAGUUCAGAAAAUAAAGUAAAAAUGGCUUGGGGCUAUUGGUCCGCCACGACAGUGGAUCGCGGGCGGUCGCCGCGCCGACUGACCCAGUGUGCCCCCCUGCCGGUCAACAUCGUGCAGCAGGAGGAGGAGGAGGAGCAGCCGUGCCUGCCCCAACAGCAGCAGCAACAAUCCCAGCAGCAACAGCAACAACAGUCGCAAACCUGCCCCAGUACUCCGUCGGCCAACCAGCAGGGCAGCGGCAAUCUCUGCUACAGCCCCACCUGUCGGUCGCGUUGCUCGAGUCCGUGUCCAGGAUCGCCGUGUGGCUCCAUAACGCCGCCGCCCCCGCCGCUGCUUACGUCGUCGCAGCAGCACCUGCACUCGAACAAGAACUGCCCAGCCGCCCAGCAGCUAAUGACUCACCUGGACUACGCGGCCCGGAGACAAUCCCUGGAUCAACUGGACAGUCCACAGUCCAAGUACUUCGAUAUACAGGCCAACCAGCUGUCGGACAUCAUGUGCCGCGGAGCGGUGGUCAGCUCCAUCCAAUCGGCCAACAACACCCUCACCAGAGGCGUCUCCCUGCACAGCCGGAGUGGCAGCGCCCACGGCAGCCACCAUGGAAGCCAUCACAGCCACAGCCACCACGGCAGUGCCCAUGGAUCGCUGGGCUGCCUGCAGGGCGGAGUGGGCGUGGCCACGGGCAGUACAGGCAGCAUCGGGAUGAUGUCCGCCGGUCACAUCGAUACCGGGGACUACGAUGUCCCGCAUCCGCAUCCGUACACGCACCACUACAUGCAGACCACGGCCUCGGUGACGCCGCCCCACUCGACCCUGAGUCGGCCGGGGUCGGCGGGGGCCGUGUGCCAGGGCCACGACUCCGGAUCGGAUUCCAGCCAGGGAUGCGGCGGAUCGAUUAUGGGAGGCAUGCUCGUGAUGGGCCAUCCGGGGCAUAUGGGCAGCCUGGGCCACCACAGCGCCGGGAGCGGCUCGCUGGGCAGGUGCUCGAGUCGGUGCCACAACACCAAUACCACAACGACUGAUGACUCCGGCGGCGGCAGCAGCGGAGGCGGCGGCGGCGGUGGAGGAAUGGGAACGGUGGGCGGUGGCAGUGCCUCCAUGUCGGUGGGCAUGCCGGGCAUGCUGAUGGACUACCACCACAGCCAUCACAGCGGCAGUGCCGGGAGUGGCCUCAACGGAUGCGGCGGAGGUGGAAGCAUUGCCGGCGGCAGCAUUGGUGGCCGGAGCAGUGUCCUGGGCACCAUCCACAAUGGACACGGCCAUCAUCAUCAGCAGUACCAUCACGAGUGCAUCCACUAUGAACGACUGCCCAUUCCCGUGCCCAUACCCACGGUGCCAAUGGGCGUGGCACCGCCCCCGCAGCAACAGCAGCAGAUGUCGCAGCACCAGCUGCAGUCGGAGGAGGAAAUAGAGCCGGCCUAUGCGACAGUAUUCCCCAAUGUUCCUCAGGCGCCGGGAUUGUCCUGCGAUGGCGAAGAUCGCAGCAUCUAUCGGCGCGGUGCUCGACGCUGGCGCAAGCUAUACCGCGUCAAUGGACACAUCUUCCAGGCCAAGCGUUUCAAUCGACGUGCUUUCUGUGCCUACUGCCAGGAUCGGAUCUGGGGCCUGGGCCGUCAGGGUUUCAAGUGCAUCCAAUGCAAGCUGCUGGUGCACAAGAAGUGCCAUAAGCUGGUGCAGAAACACUGCACGGAUCAGCCGGAGCCGCUGGUCAAGGAGCGCGCCGAGGAGUCAAGCGAUCCGAUGCCAGUGCCCCUGCCCCCGUUGCCGUACGAGGCGAUGGGCGGCGGAGCCGAUGCCUGCGAGACGCACGAUCAUGCGCACAUUGUGGCGCCACCGCCGCCAGAAGAUCCGCUCGAGCCGGGCACCCAGCGCCAGUACUCUCUGAACGACUUCGAGCUCAUACGGGUGAUCGGACGCGGCAGCUAUGCCAAGGUGCUGAUGGUGGAGCUGCGACGCACUCGUCGCAUCUACGCCAUGAAGGUAAUCAAGAAGGCCCUCGUCACCGACGACGAGGACAUCGACUGGGUGCAGACGGAGAAGCAUGUGUUCGAGACGGCCUCGAACCAUCCGUUCCUGGUGGGACUGCACUCGUGCUUCCAGACGCCGUCGCGUCUCUUCUUCGUCAUCGAGUUUGUGCGCGGUGGCGACUUGAUGUACCACAUGCAACGGCAGCGAAGGCUGCCCGAGGAGCACGCCCGCUUCUAUGCGGCGGAGAUCAGUCUGGCGCUCAACUUCCUCCACGAGAAGGGCAUCAUCUAUCGAGAUCUGAAGCUGGACAAUGUUUUGCUCGACCACGAGGGUCACAUCAAGCUAACGGAUUACGGAAUGUGCAAGGAGGGCAUCCGAUCCGGGGACACAACGUCCACCUUCUGUGGCACACCCAACUACAUUGCCCCGGAGAUUCUGAGGGGCGAGGACUAUGGCUUCUCCGUGGACUGGUGGGCUCUGGGAGUCCUGCUCUACGAGAUGUUGGCCGGUCGCAGUCCCUUCGACUUGGCCGGAGCCUCUGAGAAUCCAGAUCAGAACACUGAGGACUAUUUGUUCCAAGUCAUCCUGGAGAAGACCAUUCGUAUUCCGCGAUCGCUGAGUGUGCGAGCAGCUUCUGUCCUCAAAGGUUUCCUCAACAAGAACCCCGCUGAUCGCUUGGGCUGCCAUCGGGAGUCCGCCUUCAUGGACAUUGUCAGCCAUCCGUUCUUCAAGAACAUGGAUUGGGAAUUGCUUGAGCGCAAACAGGUCACGCCACCAUUCAAGCCACGUUUAGACUCAGAUCGCGACCUGGCCAACUUCCCGCCCGAAUUCACCGGCGAGGCCGUACAGUUGACACCGGAUGAAGAUCACAUUAUUGAUAGCAUCGACCAGUCCGAGUUCGAGGGCUUUGAGUAUGUGAACCCCUUGCUGAUGUCCUUGGAGGAUUGCGUCUGACACCACGAAAUGUGCGACUUACAUCCGUACAAUAUGCGGCUCUAUGGCGAGGAUUCCAGUGAUUAUGAUUCCGUGGCUGAUGAUCUCAGUCUCCUGCAUUUGAAUAGCGCAGCAGUGGCUGGAGGAUCUGUCAAUAGCAAUAACAAUCUCAGCCAGCAGCAGCAUUAUCGUCAGCAACAGCAAUACCUUCCCCAAACAUCAUACUCCCAGCAACAGCAGCAACAGAUACAACA